CCCGAUACUUCAGAUUCGUGCGAAACUUCACAUUUAUUUUUGUAUACAAAUAAUCAAUUUCCAAUUGUCAAGCAAAUCCUUACUCACACAUUAGCAUAUCUUAAAACGUCCAGGUCAAAUUUUUGUCACAAGCAUGAGUACCUGUUUGGAACGGUUUUUUUGCCCAAAUAAACCAGUUUACAGCUCUGGCAGAAGGGCCACUUUCUAUUAUCCUGGCGGUGGGUCUUACUCUGGCUACUGGCUGUGCAACAAACAUCAGGGUUGGGGCGUCAAGAAGACCGCAAAGCGAACUUCGCAGUAUUUUUUUGGUAAGAAGCAUCCCGAGGGGCAGCUAGUCUACGAGGGUCACUGGCAUCAGGGCAGGAGGCAGGGAGUCGGAUCUAUGCUUCGCAAGCGAGGUACUGAUGUACAACUGAUAUAUUCUGGAAGGUGGUACGAUGACAUGAAAUGUGGAGAGGGCAAGCAAUUCUAUUCCGACGGGUGUGUCUACUUCGGAAAAUGGCUUAGAAACCGUCGACAUGGACUGGGUAUCCAGUGGUACAGUGAUGGCAGCAUAUAUGCGGGCGAGUGGGAGACAGAUUUCCGCCAUGGUCUGGGAGUCAUGUUCUACGCUAAUGGUAAUCGUUACGAGGGACACUUUGCGCGGGGAUAUAAAAAUGGUGAGGGAGUCUUCUAUCAUAUGCACACGGGUCAAAUCCAAAAAGGCAUGUGGGACAAUGAUAACGUGAAGACGUCGGUGAUGCAGGAUGACCCCGAUAUUCGAUGUAACGUGGCAGUAACUCCGUAUCCGAUUCCACGAAACUAUCUCAAAUACCCCAAUGAAAUAAUGCGAGAACUCUUUCAGAGAUACAAAGGUUUUAGCGAUAAGCCCCAUCGUAGGUUUAAUGACAAAGUCAGUCUUGACUUUAUACAUCAUCACCGGCAGUACGCCUCCGUCGAAGAGCGCUUCGCUUCGCCAACAAUUGUGGACCUAUAUCCCAGUUCUGAGUUCGCAUGUACUUGCGAUUGUGAACAAAUUGCGAGAAAUGAAACUAAUGUUAGUCAGAUAUAGUUUUUUAAAUGUUGGUUUCGCAAAAUAGAUUUAUAAAUUAGUCGGAAUACUGAGAAACAAAAUUAUGUGGUGAAAUUGUGCAACUUGUUGUUGGUGUUUCAUAUCAACCCUAGCCAGUCAGUAAGCGCUUUAUAUAAAUUGCUUAUUAUUUAUUAAAAGCAUAUUUCCUUGCCCUAUACAGUUGCUGAGAUGUCCUCUAAAUGCUAACAAAAUUCGCUACUUUAGAACUUUAAGCCGACGGAGUGAGGCUUUUCUCUAAUGGCAGCUAAAAUACCUGCGUAUCCCCAUCACCCCAAUCCCAUCCAGCAAAACGGACUUGCCACGCCCAAGACGAGUCACCCACCGACCAUCCCCAAAAGCGACACCCACGUUUUCUACUUAAUGAUAAAAGAAAGGACAUUAGCGAGCCUCGGCACAUCUCCACAUUUUGAGCGUCUUUCAAGUGAAAAGCAAAGAAUUAAAAAAAAUUAACAAAAAAGGUCGGAAAAGAAAGCAAUGGAAAAAAAGGAAGCAACAAAAAAUGGGGACGCGCACAAUGAAAGAAAAGAAAAAGAUUUCAAACCACCUCCCAAUGCAGGCUCUACGUAAGACUCCUCCUGCUAGCCCUCCAUUUAUCAAGUUCCUUUUAUUUUGUUGCGCGGGCGUAGUUAAAAAUUAAUAAAUGAAAUUAAUGCCGGCGACACUUUGCAAGGCAUUGGCCAGUAACGGAA
Drosophila biarmipes is the source of this 1761-nucleotide messenger RNA. Its product is annotated as MORN repeat-containing protein 3. The record is from RefSeq and is a predicted model, not a curated record. Bases 134 to 1051 code for a protein of 305 amino acids. Lineage: Eukaryota; Metazoa; Arthropoda; Insecta; Diptera; Drosophilidae. The transcript is spliced from 2 exons.